CCAACGGGACCAGCUGUGCAUUUGUUGUCGGCGGGCUUCUUUUCUGAUCUUUGGCGACGCAGGGUAGUUCCGGAUCAGACGGUUUUCUCUUUGACAUACACGUCCACACUACAAUAUCAUGGCGGCCGCGGCCGUCUCUUACAAGGAACGGCAGUUCCUUGCUGUCAUCGGAGAUGAAGACUCCGUAACUGGGCUUCUCCUCGCGGGUAUCGGUCACGUCACAGAUGGCCCGGAUGCCCAACGGAACUUCCUCGUGGUAGACUCGAAGACGGAAACCUCUGUCAUCGAAAAGGCGUUCUACAGCUUCACACAGGAGCGACAGGACAUCGCCGUCCUGCUCAUCAACCAGCACAUCGCCGAGCGCAUUCGCCACGCUGUCGAUUCAUAUGCCGAGGCUUUCCCCGCUGUUCUGGAGAUCCCCAGCAAGGACCACCCUUACGACCCCGAGAAGGACAGUGUGUUGAAGCGGGUGCGCCGACUCUUUGGGGAGUAAAUCAAGGACGGUAGAUCCGUCGUAUAAGACUGUUCAAAACAAUACUGGAACCAUUGGCCGUGGGCUGCCCACGCUUUCAUUCCAUUUAUUGUUUCUUUGUCAGGUCGCUCCCGCACGGUUAAGGGUACCCAGCGCGGGAGAAAGAUACCCAUGAUAUUUGUUCAUAGAAUUUCACCUACAUUUGUCAGUCUUGCCAGUACAUUGCUGAUAUUCGAGGCUUGUCGGAAUGGCAAUGUGCUGAAUCCCCGGUUGUUCAUAUGCACCAUAUCAAUUCCAAACAGAAAUUCUAGC
This is a messenger RNA of Aspergillus homomorphus CBS 101889, 784 nucleotides long. RefSeq names its product H(+)-transporting V1 sector ATPase subunit F. Gene Ontology annotation, molecular function: proton-transporting ATPase activity, rotational mechanism. Gene Ontology annotation, cellular component: proton-transporting V-type ATPase, V1 domain; fungal-type vacuole membrane. The transcript has 5 exons. Lineage: Eukaryota; Fungi; Ascomycota; Eurotiomycetes; Eurotiales; Aspergillaceae. Bases 119 to 493 code for a protein of 124 amino acids. The record is from RefSeq and is a predicted model, not a curated record. Gene Ontology annotation, biological process: proton transmembrane transport.